Dictyostelium purpureum is the source of this 219-nucleotide messenger RNA. RefSeq lists its product as uncharacterized. The coding region runs from base 1 to 219 and encodes 72 amino acids. The transcript has a single exon. Gene Ontology annotation, cellular component: pericentric heterochromatin. NCBI's taxonomy places the organism in Eukaryota, Evosea, Eumycetozoa, Dictyosteliales, Dictyosteliaceae. The record is from RefSeq and is a predicted model, not a curated record. Gene Ontology annotation, biological process: negative regulation of transcription by RNA polymerase II; chromatin organization. Gene Ontology annotation, molecular function: chromatin binding.
AUGAAACUAUUUGAAUUUCCAGAAAAAAACCUAUCCACCGAAAAUGAUAUAUACUACGUUGAGAAAAUUCUUUCAAAGCGUAUACGUGGAGGUAUUAAAGAAUAUCUGAUCAAAUGGGAGGGAUAUGAUGUUAAAGAGGCAACCUGGGAAGCCGAAAGCGAUUGUUAUUGUGCAGAUUUGAUAGAAGAGUAUGAAGAAAGCCAAGGAUCAAAAAAAUAA